AAGAAACAAGACAGCUGUUGCAAAAUUAUAUUUAUUGAUGGGUUUGGUCUUUCGACGCGACAUGAACACAAAGAUGGCAAAACCUUCCGGUGCUUUCUCUUCCACAGCAAUAAUUUCUGAGGACUUUCCUCCGCAACACUUGAACCAAGUUGUGUGUUUUCUUCAUAGAGUCGGGAUUUCUGACCCUAUCCCGGAUCGUUGCAAUACAAAAGACUACCACUCCGCCUUGAUUCACGGCAUCCUCAAGCCUUUGCACAUCCGAAAAGGCCGCGUCACCUGCCUUGUCUCCGUAAAACCUGCUGUUGCUGUAAUAUUUCGCUGCUUAUUCUCUCCCUUCUUCGUUUCAACUUUUGCUUUUCAUUUUGUCAUGAAUGUGCAGAAUAUCCGCGGAGGAUUUCACGGGGGAGCUAUUGCUGCUGUAGCUGAGACAGUGUCGAUAGCUUGUGCAAGAACGGUAGUGGCUGAGGAUAAGGAGAUUUUCCUAGGGGAACUGAGCAUCUCCUACCUCUCUGCUGCACCAAAGAAUGCGGAGCUGAUAGGUGAAGGAUCUGUUGUGAAGAGUGGAAGAAAUCUGAGCGUGAUAGCAGUUGAUUUCAAACUCAAGGAAACUCAACAGUUGGCUUACACUGCUCGUGCUACCUUCUAUCACACGCCGAUUGCAAAAUUAUGAAUUCAGAGAUUAAAAUUGUCUAACACAUGAUCAUCUUAUCAAUGUUUAUGGCUUAGGAUUAUAGAGUUACUCUGAAAUAAGAUCCACGACGUCUUUAAAUUC
Malus domestica (apple) is the source of this 772-nucleotide messenger RNA. RefSeq lists its product as uncharacterized. Gene Ontology annotation, molecular function: fatty acyl-CoA hydrolase activity. The record is from RefSeq and is a predicted model, not a curated record. Lineage: Eukaryota; Viridiplantae; Streptophyta; Magnoliopsida; Rosales; Rosaceae.